This is a messenger RNA of Erpetoichthys calabaricus (reedfish), 3015 nucleotides long. RefSeq names its product sclerostin domain containing 1a (gene sostdc1a). Bases 85 to 726 code for a protein of 213 amino acids. NCBI's taxonomy places the organism in Eukaryota, Metazoa, Chordata, Cladistia, Polypteriformes, Polypteridae. Gene Ontology annotation, molecular function: BMP binding. The transcript has 2 exons. Gene Ontology annotation, biological process: negative regulation of Wnt signaling pathway; negative regulation of BMP signaling pathway. The record is from RefSeq and is a predicted model, not a curated record.
CGGCGGCGUGCGUCCCGGGUAUAUUAAGGGUGGCGAUGCUCUGUAUUUCAGUGCAACUGCGUCCUUCUAACUUGUAACUUCGCCAUGCUCCUGUACACCCCAAAACAGUACGUUUUAUUGGUCACAUGCUUUUUAAUAAAAAGCUGCGCGACUUUCAAGAACGAUGCAACAGAAAAUGUUUAUUCUCAGCAACCCGGCGAUUUGCAACAGUCUGCUAAUAAUGUGACUUUAAACCGAGCGAGGACCGGAGGACGGCUCUUAGACAGCGCACAGACGGAUCGCAACGAUCGAAACCAGUUGGGAUGCAGGGAGCUCAGGUCAACCAAAUACAUCUCAGAUGGCCAAUGUACAAGUAUAAACCCAGUAAAGGAGCUUGUGUGUGCUGGAGAGUGCCUUCCGGCUCAGAUGUUGCCUAACUGGAUCGGUGGCGGCUAUGGCAGGAAGUACUGGAGCCGGAGAAACAUGCAGGAAUGGCGUUGUGUGACAGACAAGACACGCACGCAGCGCAUCCAGCUCCAGUGUCAAGAUGGAAGCACUAGAACAUACAAAAUAACUGUCGUGACCUCCUGCAAAUGCAAAAGGUACUCUCGUCAGCACAAUGAGUCAAAUCACAAUUUUGAAGAAACAUCGCCACCGAAAUCAGGUCAUAACCAUAAGGGAAAGAAGAGGACAGGCAAGACUGCAAAGCACCAAGUUAACUGGCACGAGAUGGACGAUAAGAACUGAUAUUUGACUUUUGUGAGCUCUGUAAACUGGAUUGUGUAUGUAAAUAUCAGCCUGCAACUACUGGUUUGCCAAAGAGUCCAUGUGUUGGCCUGAGGCUGACAUUGACUGGGGAAUGGUGGCGUUUAGUUGUGGAGGCCCUGUCAGUUUCCUUUUCAGUUGAUAUCUUUGUGUAUUUCUAUUGUUGCCAUGAGGUACUUGCUCACUCUGCCUGUGUGAUCUACUGUAGGCAGAGUAUUUUCAGUAACCAAUCUACUGGGAGGCAAAAAACAAUUGCGUCUCUGCAGUAACAGAGACUUGACCUCUGUGGUAACCAACCAUCUUGGAAGCAAUUAACCUUAUCAGAUAUGAGGUGUUGAUGAGAAGCUGUGUUGAUUAGAGACCAAUUGGAUAAGAAAUUCCUGGAUUGAAGUAGGCAACAAUUUCCAGAUAGAGCAAGUGGAACUAGAUGGGCUAAUUUAAGUUGCAAAGCACAUAGACAUUGAGAAGUAUACCACAUGUUUUCAGAGAGUGCAAUCCAUGCCCUUUAAAACGUUCAGCUAAAAUUAUAAAUUCUUUUUGAUCGACAGAAAAUCCAUAAAAUCUUCUAUAUAAAGUAUGUACUGCUUUCUUACCUAGAAGAUCGAACUCUUAACCCUUUAAACUCAGCCUCAUGUUUGUCAGUUUUCUGCUAUUCUGCUUUAACUGGCUAUUAACUUCGUCGUUCUUCAUUCAAUAUUCAUGAUCUAUCCCUCAAAAUAAAUUCAGACAUCUCUCUUUCAGAAUUUUUACAUUGAAUUAUAUUUUUGGUAUUUGGUACACUGCAGUAAUCAUUGAGGGGAAGAUAUGCUGUACACAUACAUUACCGUGGAAUAUGUUGCAAAAUUCAGUAACGUUUUUAUAUCAAACUCAAUAAAAGUGUUGGGAACACCCAGAGAAAAAAAAUCUGAAAUACUUACAAUGAAUGUCUAAUUUUACUUUUUGUAACCAAUUUACAGUUUUCACAUAAGCAUCCACAGCCUGCAUCUCCAUUAUUGAAGACACAUGGCUUAGGUAUCAUUUUGAGCGGCAGAUCUUACUCUGUCAGAACAUAUAUGGUUAGUAAAGAAAUUAUACUAUACAUGCUUACAAUACUACGUUGGGCUGGCGCCCUGCCCGGGGUUUGUUUCCUGCCUUGUGCCCUGUGUUGGCUGGGAUUUUCUCCAGCAGACCCCCGUGACCCUGUAGUUAGGAUAUAGCGGGUUGGAUAAUGGAUGGAUGUAUGGAUGCUUACAACACUAAUAGUUACAAGAAUCAAAAACAUCUAAAGCAAAAAAUCUGAAAUACAGAAAUUGAAAAACGUAGAAAGUGGAAAGUGGUGUUAUUUGAAAGUUGGAACGCCCCUCUCAUUUCGUAAAUAAUAGGCCAUGCUUCAGACUGUAGACAUUCAAGAAAGCCACUGUGGGGGCUAAUGGGGGCAGGUGUUGCCGUGAUACAGCAAUUUGACCAUCUUUGAGGGAGGAAAGAAAGACAUUGCAACGUGGUAUUGAGGUACGCAAUACAGCAUUGUAAUGGCUACACACUGUACUUUAAUUAUAGCAUUGAGGAAAUAAAUGGUUUUAUGCAGUUUUUUUUUUUUAUUCUGCAUCAUUGUUUGGUACCACCGGCAGGUCCUAAACAAUGGAGCUGGUUUAAAGGGUUAAGAUACAGAACUUACUCCACCAUCUUGUAAAAGUAGCAAUUAUAAGCAACACGUAACCAAAUAAAAAGCACUGAAAUUAGCAUCCUAAGGAUAAAGCAAAUUGGUAAAUCUCUGUUUGUUUUUGCCACAACUAUUUAUUUGUUAAAUACACAGUGGAGGCACAUAGCAGAAAAAUAAUGCCCAAAUUGUUAUUUAUUUUUCUUUCCAAUAUUAUUUAAUGAAUUGAUGCAUGUGGUAUUACAGAGCUAUCUUUUGUAAACUUGUAUAAGUUUUAUGGUCCAAAGUAUUUUCUUACAUUUUGUAGCCAGAGUCAAAAAGUUAAAUAGUGUAAAUAAUGUAAUAUAUUUUUGUAUUGUAAAAUGUGCUCUUGGAAUUUUGUAAUAUGCUUUUUUAUAUCUUUUUUUUCUCUUGAGUUUAUCACAGCUUCAGCAGCUGACCCUGUUGGAAAUCUUGUUUUAUAAUUAAAAAAAAAAACAUAUAGCUACAGACAGUCUAGUGUUGUAUAGUGCAUAGUAUCCAUGUUACUGAUCCCUGCCUUUUUAAAAUGUGCAAUCUUGUACUGGUCUUAUCAUUUUGAAGCCAAACAUUCUUCAGAAAUAAACAAUGAUAUUUAAAUAUUUAUGAUCUAUUUA